AUGGCAGCCCCUUUAGUUGGUGAGAUGGAGCCGGCCGCCGCCGAGUCUGUGUAUUUCAAUGAAUACCCGCCCCCAAAGGCCCUGCCGAAGCAUGAAGCGCUCGCCCGUGCCUUCAUCCAACUCCAUGUGGAGGCCAACCGCCGUGUCGUCCUCGUCACGUCUGGUGGUACCACCGUGCCUCUAGAAGCGCAGACCGUCCGAUUCAUUGACAACUUCUCCGCCGGAACCCGCGGUGCGACAUCUGCCGAGUAUUUCCUAGAACAAGGGUACGCCGUGAUCUUUCUGCACCGCCAGUACAGUUUGCUGCCGUACUCCCGGCACUACAGCCAUUCGACGAAUUGUUUCUUAGACUUCAUGGACGAGGCCCCUCCCUCGGCGGACUCGGCAGAGUCCGGCCAUGGCUCUAUUAUGGUUCGAGACGAGUACCAGGACCAGAUGCGCAGCGUGCUGCGCAAAUACCGUUAUGCCAAGCAGAACAACCGUCUUCUCCUGCUGCCUUUUACGACGGUAUCUGAGUACAUGUUUGAGCUGCGAUCGAUGGCAAAGAUCAUGCGACCCAUUGGACCGAAUGCGCUCUUCUAUCUUGCGGCGGCCGUGAGUGAUUUCUUCAUCCCGCGCAGCCGGAUGGCCGAACACAAAAUCCAAUCCUCCGAACUCCCGGCGCACCUGCAAGGGAGCGCCGUCGGAGCGGACGAUAUCUACACAGGCGAGAAUGAGGAGCAGCCAUCGAACCGCAAGAAACUCGUCGUCAACCUUGACCCUGUCCCGAAAUUCCUGCACCGGCUGGUAGAUGGCUGGGCGCCCGAAGGAAGUAUGGUCGUCUCGUUCAAGUUAGAGACGGAUCCCUCCUUGCUUGUGUACAAGGCGCGCACCGCGCUCCAACGGUACUCCCACCACUUGGUGAUUGGUAACUUACUUUCCACGCGGAAGUGGGAGGUAGUCUUCAUCACCCCGGAUGAGCCCCAUGAGCGGUGGAUCCGGGUUCCGAAAUCCAAGCGCAGCAAGAGUAUCUCCGGCGUUGAGGAUCAGGUUGGGUUGGCGGAGGCUCAGAAGGGCAAUACGGUACCCCUUGACCAAUCCGAGGCUGAGCAGAUCUCAGAUGCUAGUCGGGAUGGAAUUGAGAUUGAAAGCAUCAUUAUUCCAGAGCUGGUCAAGCUGCAUACUAAGAUGGUGGAAAAGAAGACCCAAGAGUAA
This is a messenger RNA of Penicillium olsonii, 1194 nucleotides long. NCBI's taxonomy places the organism in Eukaryota, Fungi, Ascomycota, Eurotiomycetes, Eurotiales, Aspergillaceae. The record is from the annotation of a GenBank genome assembly.